AUAUAAAUAAUGAAUUCAGUAUUUUCCUGAUGUUGUUUAUUCGACAUGAUACCAUUUAUUAUAAACAUCUUAAAAUCAGCUCAUAUUUAAUAAAAACACAAGCAGAAAGUGAAAGUUUUUGUCCUUCAGUGAAGUGAAAGAGAACAUUUUGAGGGCAGUAAAUAAACCGGUUUGAGAAAUAAAACUCUCUGUCUUUUAGGCAGGAAAACCGGAAGUCUUUGGAGUCCCGUGUGAGCCGUGUAUCAAAUCACUUCCUGUUCCGGUAUAGGGCGCUCUGAAGGGCGCACGAGCAGGGUCAGUUUCACACAUCACGAAGGCUGUAGGCGACGUGUUGGGAUGCGGCGGCGGUUUGAAUGACAGCCUACAUUUCCCAGGAUGCACCGCGGCCGCGUCCUGUGGUGGGCAGGCGUACCAAUGGCGGGUAUUUCCACGCGACUUCUGUGGUGAAGAAGAGCGACGGGCAGCGCGCGCGCGUGUUUUACUUUAUUAAGAUUAACCAGGUAAUAAAACUCGCUCUCGUGGGUAGUUAAGUGUGUGUGUGUGUGUGCGCGCGCGCACGUGCCGUGUGAAUAACGUUGCGAGAGAGCGGCCGUUAGAAGGCUGCGCGCGUGCACGAGGUGUAACUAUAAAACUUAAUUGUUUUAAAUAAUUCGUUUAUUGUUUAUUUGUAUGUAUUGUAUAACUGUAUAUAUUUGUUUUCCUCUCCCGGGGCUGCAGGUCAGUGAAGCGGAUCUUCUGAGUGAUUCCUCCUCCUCCGGCUGAAUUGAAUGAACGGGCACCUGAUGGAAGAACUCUACUUCCGGUGUGUGUUCCUACUGCUGCUCCUGACUUCCGGUUGCACGUUUAAAAGCCAGGCGGCAAAACUCAACAUCCCUAAAGUCCUGCUCCCUCUGGCCAGGAGCACCAGGAUCAACUUCACCCUGGAGGCUACAGAAGGCUGCUACAGAUGGUCGUCGAACAGACCCGAGGUGGCGAGUGUUGAGUCUGUAGAUGUGGAGGAGAAUCAAUGUUCUCAGAAAGCCAUACUGCAGGCUCGUUCCACUCAGCUCUCUCGUCUCACCAGCAUCAUUCUAGCAGAGGACGUGGUGACGGGGCAGGUGCUGCGCUGCGACGCCAUCGUGGACGUCAUUAACGAGAUUCAGAUCGUCUCCACCACACGGGAGCUCCACCUGGAGGACUCACCCCUGGAGCUGAUGAUCCACGCGCUGGAUUCAGAGGGAAACACGUUCAGUACUUUGGCUGGUCUGGUGUUUGACUGGAGCCUCGUAAAGGGCACAGAGACGACUUCACUCCCCGAUUCCUACAGCUCCUUACGAGUGCUGAAGUUCUCCGAUUCGACCUACACACCUCCUACGUACAUCUCAGACAUGGAGCGAGUGGGGAAGCAGGGAGACAUCAUCCUGGUAUCUGGGAUUAAAACUGGCCACGCAAAACUCAAAGCUAAAAUCCAAGAGCCUCUGUACACGCAUGUCGGAGCUGCCGAGGUGCGACUGCUGAUUCUGGAGAACAUUCUCCUGAGCCCUGCCUACGAUGUCUACCUACUUGCCGGAACCUCCAUCAAGUACAAAGUUCAGAAAAUCCGGCAAGGAAAGAUCACAGAGCUCUCUAUGCCGUGUGAUCAGUAUGAGCUCCAGCUGAAGAACAGCGUGGUGGCUCCUGGAGUAAACGUGAACUCUGCAGUGGCUGAGCUCGAUCCCAGCACCUCGACGGUCUUUGCUCUUCAGCACGGACACACAAACAUUGUCUUGGAUCACAAGACUCUGGGGAUGAAGGGAGCAUCUCGACUUCCAAACAGCACACUGUACGUGGUGGAACCUGGAUACCUGGUGUUUAAGAUAAACCCUGGAGAACGUUGGGUUCUGGAGACUGGAAGAACCUAUGAGAUCUUCAUUGAAGUUUUUGACAAGUCCAGCAACAAGAUUUAUCUCUCUGAUAACGUCCGGAUAGAACCCACCUUUCCUAAAGAGUUCUUCGAGGUUCUGGAGUCGUCCCUGAACGGAUCAUACCAUCAUGUUAAAGCAGUGAAGAAUGGACAGACGCUCAUUGAGGGGAUGCUGAGGGCCGUUGUGGAUAAGAGAGGAAUCGAACACACACUUCCUGUCCCAGUAAGAAACGAACAGGACGUGGAAAUCUACAACCCCAUCGUCCUCAAUCCCGCCAUCCUCACAUUCCCAUGGCAACCGAAAGAAGGGGCGUAUCAGUACACUAUUAAGGCGAAGGGAGGAAGCGGAAACUUCAGCUGGUCGUCCUCGAACGCGGCUGUCGCUACGGUUACGGUGAAGGGCGUGAUGACGACGGUGCGUGACAUCGGCGCGAGUACGGUGUUCGCUUACGACCUACGGAACCCUCUACAUUACGGAGAGAUGAAGGUGUACGUGAUCGAGCCGGUGAGGAUGGAAUUUGCUCCGUGUGUGGUGGAGGCUCAGGUGAACCUGGGUCUGGAGCUUCCACUGCGUAUCUUUGGCCAGCUGAGCUCCGAGGAGGGUGAGAAGGUCACGCUGAGUGACUGCUCACACUUUGAGUUGCAGGUGCAGAUGGAAAAUCAAGGCGUGUUCCAGCUCCAGCAGGGGCGUUUACCCCCGGGUCAGCAGCACUGCAGUGGUGUGCGUGUGCAGGCCGUAUCUCCAGGUUACACAAACCUGCUGGUCAGUUACACACACGGAAAUGUUCACCUGAGCGCCAAGAUCACCAUCGCAGCAUACCCACCUCUCAGAGCUGUAGAUCCCGUCUCCGUUGCUCUUGUCACUCUCGGCUCCUCUAAAGACAUGCUGUUUGAAGGCGGCCCGAAGCCCUGGAUCCUCGAACCUUCUAAGUUUUUCAGGAACCUGACGGCCGAGGAUCCGACCAGUGUGACGCUCACGCUAACAGGCCCUGCGUCACGCAACUACUUCACUCACAACAUCAGAGCGACGUGCCGUGUCCUCGGGGAACAGGUGUUAGCGGUGACUGUAGGGAAUCGGCCGACGCUGACUAACCCGUUCCCGGCAGUGGAACCAGCAGUGGUGAAGUUUGUUUGCGCUCCUCCAUCACGCCUUGCACUCGUCCCCGUCUACACCAACGCCCAGCUGGACCUGUCCUGUCCCCUGCUGCAGCACAACAAACAAGUGGUUCCCGUGUCUAAUUAUCGGAACCCAGAGUUGGACGUGGCGGUGUUUGACCGACAGGGCAGGAAGUUUGAUAACUUCAGCUCCCUGAGUGUAACGUGGGAGACGUCCAGAGCCGCGCUGGCGAGCAUCGAGUCCAACAAACCCAUGGAGCUGUACAUCACUGUGGAGAGCAACACCGAACAGAAGAAACUCCACGGACGGCAGACGGUGUUUGUUCAUCACGAGUCGGGCGUGGCAGCAAUCACCGUCAGUGCACUGGGGUACCAGACGUCUCAUCUUGAGAAAGCAGCUGUUCUACCAGGGUUUGAGUCUCUGACGGUGGUCUCUGCUACAUUGGACCUCCUGUUGGUUGAAGAUGUGACUGUGACCCCUCAGUCAGUCUCUAUUUAUAACCACCCUGAUGUGAGGGCCGAGCUCGUGCUGAGAGAAGGCUCAGGCUAUUUCUUCGUGAACACGAGCAUCCGUGGAAUCGCUGACGUGGUGUUUCAGGAGUCUCGGGGAAUCGCUGAGGUAGUUCCAGCGCAUGCGGGUGUCCUCCAGGUGAUGGUUCACGACCUCUGCUUGACCUUCCCCGCCCCUGCCACAGCCACGGUCCAUGUGUCUGACAUCCUGGAGGUUUACGUGCGUGUGGUGGAUAAGGUGGAGAUCGAGAAGUCCGUCAGAGCUUACGUUCGAGUUUUGGACGACACCAAAAAGCCGUUUCUUGCCAAAUAUUUCUCUAAUAUGAAUCUGAAACUGAAAGCUGCAUCAUCCCUCGUGUCUCUGCAACCUUUAUUGGAGUACUCUGAGAAGGACACGGCUACGUUCCUGGUCAAAGGUCUGAUGAUCGGACAGACGAGUAUCUCCGCUUUCGUGACUGAUAAAAACGGGAGAACCAUCUCAUCUGUACCGCAGCAAAUCGAAGUCUUCCCACCUUUCAGGCUGCUCCCAAGAAAAGUCACGCUGAUUAUCGGGGCAGUGAUGCAGAUCACAUCAGAAGGAGGUCCACAGCCUCAAUCCAACAUCCAGUUCUCCUUAAGCGACUCGAACAUCGCCUCCGUUAACAACAUCGGUCUGGUUCGGGGCGUCGCCGUGGGCAACAUGACCGUCACCGGAGUCGUACAAGCCGUCGAUACGGAAAGCGGCAAACUGGUGGUGAUCUCGCAGGAUCAGGUGGAGGUGGAGGUGGUGCAGCUGAAAGGCAUCCGAAUCAGCGCACCCAUCACCAGGAUGAAGACGGGAACCAUGAUGCCUGUGUAUGUGAUGGGUCUGACGAGCAGCGUGACUCCGUUCUCCUUCGGUAACGCUCUUCCAGGACUGACGUUCCACUGGAGUGUAACUAAGAGAGACAUCCUGGACGUCCACACUCGCCAUUCUGAGGCCUCCGUUAAACUUUCUGCUGAGCACAGCUUUGCCAUGAGCGUGUCUGGCCGCAGUAAAGGACGCACUGGACUGAAGGUGGUGGUACGAGCGACCGUUCCAGAAGCUGGGCAUCUGUGGGGCAACAAGCUGGAGCUCAGUGAUGAAAUUCAGAUCCAGGUUUAUGAGAAAUUGCAGCUGCUGAAUCCUGAAGUUCAGACAGAGGAGAUUUUGAUGUCACCAAACUCUUUAUUGAAACUUCAAACCAACCGGGAUGGAGUGGGUUCUGUGUUGUAUCGGGUUCUAGACUGUCCUGAUAAAGCGCCUCUUAUCCACGUGGAUGAUAACGGCCAUCUCACGUCAGGCUCUCUGACGGGCAUGGCGUCGUUACAGAUCACCGCUCAGGAGAGCUUCGGGGUCAAUCAGACCAUCAUCCUGGCUGUGAAGGUGGUGACCGUGUCGUACCUGAGGCUGAGUACCAGUUCAGUUUUCUACAACACAGAGACUCUUUCAGCCUUCCCUCUCGGCUCUGUCCUCACCUUCUCCGUCCACUUCCAUGACAGCACCGGUGAAGCUCUACACAGCCACAACUCCCAGCUCACCUUCUCCACCAACAGGGACGACCUGGUGCAGGUGGGUAAAGGUGUAAGUAAUAACACACUCACAGUGAGGACAGUAAACGUUGGUUUGACGUUGUUGAGCAUUUGGGAUCCGGAACAAAGCAGCCUGGUGGAUUACGUCGCUCUCCCCGUCCAUCACGCCAUCCACCCAGCCGACGCCCACCACCUCGUACCCGCUGACGUGGUGUGUUUUUCAGCACAGCUCGUCAGCCAUGAUGGGCUCUCAGGAACAUGGAGCUCUUCCUCCAGUGCCAUCCUGGAGAUCCAUCCCAAAACAGGUGUGGCUGUAGCUAGAGAUGUGGGCACUGUGACCGUUUAUUACGAGAUUCCAGGACACCUGCGCACCUACAGAGAGGUCAUCGUGGACAGCGUUUCAAAGACUGUUGCCACGGUUCCCUCGGGUUCUGUAAGAAACGAAAGAGAGGCCAAAGUGUUUCUGACUACCAGAGAGCGAGGAACCAACCUCAUGGGAAGCUGCUCGCUCGCACAGUUGGAAAGCGUCGCCUCUCUGCAGCCAGAGAAGUCAAUCAGGUGCCACCUGCAGUUCACCAGCGACGCCGUGGACUUCUCAGCUCACGACGUCUACCACACACACACCACCUUCGACACGAGCACAGGUGUGUACAGCUGUGUGUUGACACUCGGGCCAAUGACGGAGCAGCAGGUGAAGAUUCUGAGCGUGUCCAUGAGCGGUGUGAGGGUGGAGGCGGAUGUGGAGGGAAGCCGUUUUACAGGAGAACGGGUCAGCGCCGAGCUGCAGGUCAAACCCGGGUUCUACUCCGAUCAAACUCACAUCAUCCUGAGCAGCCAGCACACCACCGCCGAACUCAGUGUGUACGGAGCCACGGGACUACUGAAGCACCUGCAGGUAAAGUCGAGCUCUCCCUCCAUCCUGGUUCAGGAAAAGGAGGUCUCCUUCACCUACCCGAGCUUUAUCAGAUACACCGUGACCCUGCUGAACCUGAGGGAUGUCAGCUCUGCCUCUCUGACUGUGUGGAGUCCUGGCAGCGAGCAACAGCUUCUCAUCCCCAUCACCGUUGUACACACCACAGACAGCAGCUCCACCACCAGAGCAGGUGUAGGAGGAGAGGGAGAUGGGAUCCUGCAGCAGUUCAUGGACUCCUAUCAGGUCAUGUUCUUCACCCUGUUUGCUCUCCUGGCUGGAACAGCUGUUAUAGUUAUCGUGUGUCACGCUAUUUUCUCUCCAAGAGACCCACCAGUUCAUUCUGCUUUCAUCCAGAAAACUCCGCCCCCUCCAGUGUCUCCGGUCGCGAGUCAUUUUAACAGCUCACUUCAUUCACCCGAUCUGAGGAGCAGUCCGAAGCUGCGUCUGUUCUCUCCGAGCUACAACUCUCGCUGAAACCUCGCCAAAACCUCACGGUGUGUCCCGACGUGCCUUAACGUGAAGAAAACCACAGUGUGUGUGUGUGUGUGUGUUGCUUCCUGAUAUUUACUUUUGCUGAUUUGUGUAUUGUUUUUGUUUGUUUUUGUUUAUUGUAGAACUGGUUAUUUAUGAUCCCCUUGAUUAUUUUUUUUUUUUUUUUUUGCAUUUUUAUGACUCUGGGCAUUUUUUAUUUAGUCGAUCUGAUGACUCUGUGAAUACGUGACAACUCAGGACCUCACACCGACACGCUUUUCACGUGAUGUAGCGUGUUGUUAUAGUAUAGUAAAUAUACUAAGUCCUCACUGAAUCCGUCUUCGUUACGCAGCACUCUGAAAUAGCCAGUUUUUGUGUAUUUGUAAAGUGAAAACGUUUUUCUACUGUUUGUGACGAAGCUUUUACGCGUCUCGUCCGAGCCAACCGGCAGCUUCUCCAUUACUCAUGUAAAACAACCGCGCUUUCUUCGGUUACUGCUCAUAUCCGGGGUACAGAAGGUCCGAGACCACCACCUGUUUAUUAUAAUAAUGUUGAGUGGUGAUGUUCGGGGGAUUUGUGAGUUUUCUGAUGGGAGAUCAACAGUAACACUGUGACACAUGUGCUGCAAGAUGAUUGGCUGAUCUCGCUCAUGAUUAUAACACGAUCCAUAAAUGAACCACAGUAAUGCAGUAUUCCAAAUUGCCCCGCCCCUUAUAAUGACUCCGCCCUCAACCUUCUCGCAUGGCUCCAGUAUUUCAGGUCGUGUGUCGUGGCUGAUCAGGUAAAUGAAACUCCGCCGGUCUGUAGUUGUGAACUGCUGUUAUAAUUGUUUAUUUGUAAUUGAUUCGUCAGCAGUUUUCACGUAUUAUGAUGUAAAUUGGGUGGAAAGUUUUCGCUCGACCCGAUCAGCUUUAUUAGAGAAAAAGAAGAGAGAAUACGAUGUAUUUAAGUGUACAGAUUUAAGAAACCCUGAUGAUUUAUUUACUCAAUUUAUUAUAAUUAGAAGAUUUUCUACUUUAAGCAACACAUCCAGUGGAGUCUCUCCAGAAUCUAUACAAAACUUUCUCUCCUGAAAUAGAGAAUUUGUGGUUUAGUUGAUAUUUUUGAGGAAAUAAAGUUUGUGGACUCGGACUUCCUCACGUAUCCAAACGUGUUCUGUACACGUGACUUUUGUGAAUGAUUCGGACGGAAAUUGUGAUUUUUUUUUUUUUACCUGUAUUACUCAAGGGGCAAAGCCUUAGGGGGCAGGGUUCAGGGGGGCAGGGUUUGGAUCUUCAGGGUCAGGGCUCAGAUCUUGUGGACAGGGCAUUGGGGUCAGUGGUCAGGGUUUGGAGCUCGCACGUCAGGCCUCGGCACCACAUUUUGUGUGUUUUUUUCUUGUUCAGCCUCUAAGACUGCAGCAGAGUAUGAAAUCAAAUCCAUAUUUUGGCUUUAAAAAUCCUUCUGUGAAUCUCAUGUGAAACUUUGACAAUGUGAGUUUUAUGUUUUGAGGAGUUCAGCCUCAACUUCAUCCUCAUCCUCCUCAUUUUUUGAGUUUGUAUUUCAAAUCAAUGUCAUGAUUAUAUUUAAAUAAUUGUUUAACUGCCUUCCUGUAACAUUUCUACAUCUGUUUGCUGUUUUGCUGAAUAAAUACUUUUUUAAAAUC
Messenger RNA from Silurus meridionalis, 8067 nucleotides. RefSeq names its product nucleoporin 210 (gene nup210). The record is from RefSeq and is a predicted model, not a curated record. NCBI's taxonomy places the organism in Eukaryota, Metazoa, Chordata, Actinopteri, Siluriformes, Siluridae. Gene Ontology annotation, cellular component: nuclear pore. The coding region runs from base 768 to 6425 and encodes 1885 amino acids. The transcript is spliced from 40 exons.